Cinara cedri is the source of this 5219-nucleotide messenger RNA. NCBI's taxonomy places the organism in Eukaryota, Metazoa, Arthropoda, Insecta, Hemiptera, Aphididae. The record is from the annotation of a GenBank genome assembly.
CGCCCGUCGAAAACAAACUUCACGCAUCCGCGAAAAACCGUCACGCGGUCCGAGAAAGUUUCCCCGCCCGGCAUCGAAAUCUACGGCAUUAGACGCACAAUUAUUGUACUGUCACACAAUACCGCGAUGGCAUAUUCGGUAAGUCGAAAUCGGCUACGUUAUAUCAUACUAUACAGGGUGACUUUUUAAUGCACGCGCUCACCACAGUGUAGAUCCGGAACGUACAUUGGUUUUACAACGAUGUUUAUGUAUUUUUUUUUUCUGUGAGCAACUUUUCUGAUAGGCAAUUUGAUCUACUUGAUACUCUAGGGAGAUUAUUUUUUUUUGUUUUGAUUUUUCAAGCGGUUUUCACAAUAAUUGGUAAAAACCCGAAAGAAAAUUAUAGGUAUAAAACGGUAUAUAUUUUCGGAGUUACCGAUUUUAUUGUAUUUAAUAUUUGCAAUUUAUGUUUUCUACCAGAAAUUUUGCUCCAGUUGAAAAAUAAUGAUAGAUCGACGCUGUUUCUUUUAACAUAAAUAAUAUAAGUGAUGUAACCAAAUAUUGAAUAUUUUUAAUGUGAAUCUGGGAAAACAAGUAAGGAAAACCCACUCCAAUGCAAAUUUUCCGGUUUCUAAACGUAUUUUAAACAAUAACCGAUAGUCUAUAGAUACAAUUUUGAAAUUAUUUAUAGAAUAAUAUUUUAACACGCGCAGACACCAAAAUAAAUUAAAUAACUUAAUUUGGAAUAGUUGACAGUGAAUUUUAAAAAUUCUCAAAGAAAUUAUAUUUUGGCGCCUAUUUUUUAAUAUCGGCUAGUAUAAAUGUAUAUUUAAAGGGUCUUUGCACACAAUUUGUUUUCUUUGUCUGUAUCACGCGUAAUAUAGCAUUAAAUUUUCGCACUUCAACGAUUGUAACUCUCUGAUUGAGUUUAGAGCAUUUACUGUUUUUCGAUAUUUGCAUUUGUUAAUAACCAAUAAACGCUGAGCGUCCCCAAAAGUGGUUCCACUGGUAAACAAAUUAUUAAAAAAAAUGUAUAUUUAUUUAAUACCUACAUAUAUAUUUAUAUUAACAUACAUAUUGCACAAUAGCUCAAUGUACCCAUUACGGUGCCACACUAAAUCUCGAAAAUCGUAUUUUUUUUUAAAUAAAAAAAAAAAAAAUGUAUUUUAAUCUUAAGUAGUAUAAAAAAUAUAAAGUUUUAACUUCAAUAAUUCUCGGCGUUUAUGGGUUAAUAAUUAAUUAUUGGUUAAAAUCAAGAGAUUAAAAUAAGUUAAAUUGAGACAAGGGUUUCUUCACGAUAAAAACGAAAAUAUUAGAUAAUAGUGACUACUUUAUUACGCUUAACUCCACCAGAGAGCAGUAAUCGUUGAAAUGCAAUGUGUAUUUGUGGCCUUAUUACGGCGCGAGACAAACAUAGAAAACAAAUUAUGAGUAGAGGCACCUUAAUACUUAAUAAUAAUUUUAUACAAUAGUAAAUGUGCGAAUUAAUAUUCAAAUUAGUAAUAUAAUAAUGUUACGAACACGGAAUAGUAUAAUAAAAUAUCCUUGUCAACCACAUCAAUAACGAACACGACAGGGAUAUAAGGUGUUUCGACUUGAAAUUGAAAAAAAUAAAUAUUCGGUUUUAAAAUUAAUCAAUUUAAUGGCGUAUUUGAUUUUUUUCACAUUGUCAACAGAAUCAAUACCGCACUAUACAAAAUGUCGGUUUCUUCGGGAAAGGGCUGGUAAUAUAAACAUUAUAAACACUCGUACGGGAUGUGGAAUUCGGCGUGAAACCAUUGAAUAACAUUUACCCAUUAAUAAUUACCCUAGACUAUUAACGCAAGUAAAAAACGGGCGAUUCGAUUAUGCAAUAUAAUAGCACGUCGGAAUAUGUGGUCGUAACUAAACGAUUACCAUAAUGACAUCGAUUAACGAACAAGAAAAAAAAUCCGUUUUACGCGAAAUAUAGACCCUCGCCGUAUUCCUAAUAUUCCACAUACAGUAAAUGACAACCGAUUUAUCAAAUAGGCGUACAUUUUUCGUUAACACUCGACUAUAUAGGGACCUGCCGAUUUGUCAACGUUAUUUAGCUUGUUAUACGGCCCUUUAUAGAAAAAUAGGAUUUUGAUUGCACUUGAACGGAGGCGAGGAGGCGACAAUUUAAAGGAUUCACUAAUUUUCAUUAAAAAUCAAAAACAUUUCUACAAAUACUACAGAUAAAAAGGGAGUCAUGCCUUUCUGCUGAUAUCUAUGGGUGGGAGAAUGGAGUACAUUAUCUAUUUUUUAUGAACAUAUUGAACAUAUUUAUUAAAUAAAGACAUUUAAAUCUUUAAGUAUAUUUGCAUUUUUUUUUUUUUUUUCUACGUUUGUGUCCUUUUUUCUUUAUUUUUCGUCCGGUCCAAGCGUCACUGGUUUUGUUAGAGAGGGAUAAUCGAAGAAGCGUAGGUAUACGGGAAAAAAUAAACUCCCGUGUUUUUCUUCUAUUUUCAUGGGUUCUACACGUUCGGGAGUGUUUGGAAUAGUUGACGAGCGAGCGGUAAUAAGGUGGAUUCGAUAAUUAUUUAUCGUGAAACUGACACCGGGAACACUGUUCCUGUAGCCGAAAACGAAAAUAAUUAUUAGACCGAUUACGACCUUUAUUAUCACGGGAUCAAUACUCUAUAAGAACCGGGUCACCGAGAAAUCUUCCGGUAGGCCGCGAUAAAAAUGAGUUAGACGAAUCGGAUAGGAACAGAUGAGACGUACGUGAACAAACGGAGUAAGCAAACGAUUAAGUCUAAUUCAACGUAAGAUAUUAUUUAGUUAUGAAUUCGUCCUUUUUUUUUAUGAGUCCAACCUUAUAGAAGAAUAUUUUUACACUGCGCGUUUUUGAUAUUCAACUUAUUCAAUACCGCUACCAGGGCUAUGAGUGUUCAUUAAUUAAUUUCACGCGUACAAUUAAUAUAGAAUAUUAUAAUAAAAGUUUAUUCGCGUCGUGAUAAUACAAUAUUUAUAUUAACCGGAUUUCUUAUUCCGCACUUUAACGAUAGGUAUAGAUUAUAGAUGUAUACAAAUACUACACUGAGAUUACUUUCCCACUUCCCGUACAAUUACGUCAUCGUUUAUUUUUUUUUUUGUCGGAUUUCAAUUGCUAGAUCGGAAAUUAAUAUUCUAAACGUUUUCGUGUUGUUUCUUUGUUUUUUGUCGGCAACGAAAAACGAUUAAUUUAAUUUUCACUCGACGAUAUUUCCAUUAUACCCGAACGAUUUCCAUAUGAAUAUAUUCGUGACACAGUGUCAAUACUCACUUCCCCUCCACAUUUUUAGACGGCGCGUAACGAACUAAAUAUAUAUUAUUUAUUGUGUAUUUCCGGCACGCAUCUAUUAUACAAUAGUGUAGCAUACAAUAAUAUUCUCCUUUUAUCUAAUUAUUCAUUCCUCAUUAAUAUAUAGGUACUUGCGAAAAAAAUUUCAAACAUGUUAUUAUGAUUUAUAACUUUAUUCGAGUAAUGUGGGUGGAAUGUGAGCGUUGAGAAGUGAUAUUAAGGAUGAAACUGUAUUACGGGUGUAUGUUGUGGCCUUGUUGAAUUAAAAAAAAUUUAAAUAAUCACGGAAGUAUGGUAAAAACGAGUGGGAAAAGGUUCACAUCGCCGGUCAAUUGUGAGUCCCGUUUUCCCUUUAAAAUGUAAUGGUUAUCAAUGUUUAUACUAUGUCAUAAUAUUUUAAGUAAUUACACGCGCUCGUGUUAUUUCCCGUUGUUACAGAUGCAGUCACUGACCGCCGCCGCGGUCGUCGUCGUAUCGCUAACGGUCAUCGGUUCGUCAACGGGCAGCCCCGUGUCGGUGUACGCGGGCCUGUCGGGCUCCCAGUAUCGCGCGCCGCGGCCGGCCUACAACUACGGCCACGACAACGCGGCGGACGACUACGCCACCCCGGCUAAGUACAAUUUCGCAUACGACGUAUCGGACGCGUACACGGGCGACUACAAGAGCCAGACCGAAGAGCGGGACGGCGACUACGUCAAGGGACAGUACACGGUGGUCGAGCCGGACGGCACCACGCGCGUGGUGGACUACACGGCCGACGAGCAUAACGGGUUCAACGCUGUCGUAACCAAGCAGGGUCAACCCGCCGCAGCUCCACCCCGAGCCUACGCUGCCGCGGCCCCGGUCUACAAGAAAACCGCGGCCCCGGCCUACCGAGCAGUCCCAGCUCCGUCCCCGGCGUACAGGACUGCAACCGCCGCCCAGGUCCCGGGUUACAGGACAGCCGCCCUGCAGUCGGCCUACAAGCAGUCCGCUGUGUCCGCGGCUUACCGUCCGGCUCCGGCAGCCAUUUACCAGGACGCUUACGCGACGGACGCAGCCGACAUUUACCCUACGGCCGCAACCGCUUACCCGUCCGCCCCACUGUACAAAUCGGCCAACAGAUCGGCGUACAAACAGUCAUCGCCGUCCUAUUACGCGUACUAACCGUCGCCGCGGCGAGUGAUCAGUGUUGUGCAAAGAUAAUUUUAAAAUGAUCUAGACAAGAUAACAAAUUAUGUAGGUAACAAGGUAUAAUUAUUUAUAGGUAUUUCAAUGCCCAAAUUAAAACAUUCAAACACGAAAUGGAAAAUUAUUAACUAAUAAAGUAAUAUACAAUUUACCCGGGCGUUAUUACCGAACAUCAAAUAACGAAAAUCGAAACCGGAAAAAAAAAAAACAAGUCAAAUUAAUUCGAUAAUCUGCAUAACCAGAAAGCUGUUUAGUUAAAAUCAAAAUCGUAUAAAAACAUACUAUGAAUCUAUUUUAUCGAGUUAAAACGAAAAGAUACCGAAACAUUUUUAUCUAGAAAACGCACGACACUGCCGAUUACCACAUCGCGUACCGACGUUAUUUAUCAUGAUAAUAUCAUAUUAUAAUAAUACAACCGAAACGUUUAUGAUGUUAGUAACAAAUUGUAAACGCGCGUUAUAUAAUUAAUAUUUAAUAAUUAAAAAGUAUUUUAUCAUAGUAUAACUGUUGUCAGACUGUCCCGCGCGGUGUUUAUCGGAAAAUGUAUACAUGAAUCGACAAACUCGAAAAUCGUGUUCGACAAAGGCCAUAAAAACAAAAAUAUUAUACAUGUGUAAGCGUUGACUAUAUAUUAUAUUUUUAUUAUUAACAAAUAAAUGUAAUUAUGUAAUUUUAUCACUUGAAAAAUAGUGAUUUUUUUUAUAAGAAAAUUGUUGUUUUUUUUUCUUCUUGAAAACAUUUUUGUUACGCAUACUAUUCAACGAGUAAUAAACUAAAAAGACUC